This is a messenger RNA of Hypomesus transpacificus, 2026 nucleotides long. Its product is annotated as interferon-inducible GTPase 5-like. The transcript has 3 exons. Bases 255 to 1424 code for a protein of 389 amino acids. Gene Ontology annotation, cellular component: membrane. The record is from RefSeq and is a predicted model, not a curated record. Gene Ontology annotation, molecular function: GTP binding. Lineage: Eukaryota; Metazoa; Chordata; Actinopteri; Osmeriformes; Osmeridae.
CCCUUAAGGCCUUUGGUAGGCACUUUUCCCGUCACCUUGACACCCGCUCAUCACAAAAAAUAGUAUCUUCCAAAACACUGUUGGCUCUAUUGGUGUUCCAAAAACACCUGCAGUACAUUCCAGAAUGCUUAAGCAAUUUUUAAUGUUGAAGCUUAGUUGCACUUGUUCAGCGUGCUACAGUGUUCAGAGGUGGCGUUUGAGUGAAGCCUAUAGUUCAACAACUGAAGGAUACCUGACAUUAUUACUGGAUCACCAUGGCUGGAAUAUACGACGAACCCUGUUUCAUCGAUGAGUUGAAGAGCUAUUUGAAGAGACCAAAUGUGAGUGCAGAGACAGCCAGAAAUGAGCUGGACCUGAUGAAUAGUGUCACUCUUAACAUUGCUGUGACAGGCGAAAGUGGAGUAGGAAAAUCUACUUUUGUCAAUGCCCUUCGGGGGGUCAAGGAUGGGGAAACAGGAUCCGCAGAAACUGGGGUGACUGAAACCACCAUGAUGGCUACAAGAUACACCCACCCCUUCAUGACUAACGUGUUCAUCUGGGACCUGCCAGGGAUUGGGACCCCAAACUUUAAAGCUAAAACCUAUCUGAGAGACGUCAAGUUUGAGACUUAUGACUUUUUCAUUAUCAUUGGAACUGUGAGGUUCAAAGAGAAUGACCUCAUGCUGGCCAAAGAAAUCAAGAGAAGGAGGAAGAUGUUUUACUUUGUACGUUCGAAGAUUGAUCACGACAUCAGCGCAGAGUCCAGGAAAAAAAACUUCAAUGAGGAAAAGGUGCUGAACGAGAUCCGGUUGAGCUGUAAGGACAGUCUAAGGACCAUUGGAAACCCCGAUGUCUUCCUAAUCUCUACUUUUCAUCUGGAGAAGUAUGAUUUUCAGAAACUAAUUGAUUCACUGAUUAAUAACUUGUCAGACCAUAAGAGGUCGGCUCUUGUUCAAUCUAUGCCAGCUUGCUCUCUACCAAUGAUAGAACAAAAAAAGAGAGAGCUCUACAAAAUUGCCAUCGCCGUGUCUGCUGCGGCUGCUACGUCUGCAGCCAUUGCCAUUCCAGGCCUCUCAGUGGGUUGUGAGAUUGGCGUCAUGCUGGGGUUCCUACAGAAGGCCCAUGUUUCCUUUGGGUUGGAUGCAGAAUCCAUCAGAAGGAUCGCUACCCGUAUCAACAAGCCAGAAAGAGAGCUGAGGGUAGCAAUGACCUCUCGCUUCGCUAACGGAAUUAACGAAAGGGUGGUGCUUGGAAUGUUAUUCCACAAGUCCAUGAUAACAGCCAAGGCUUUUGAGGUUGUGUUAAGCGGCAUUGCAGGCAUUGGAAGUCUCGCAGCAAUGGGAAUUUCAUUUACUACCACAUUGCAGCUUUUGCAGGUAGGAAUUAAAGAAAUGACAGAUGACGCUAAAGCUGUGCUCGCUAUUGCACUUACUUUCGAAAACUGAAACAGGACACUGAGGCGCUUGUUUCAGUCGCACGAGUGAAGAGGGUAUGUGCUUUGUGUAAGCGUGAUGUAAAAACUUCCUUUCGUAGGCUAAAUUUAAAAUCCUCGUCUUUUAGCUAAUACCAAUUCCUACCAUGUACACAAAUGCAUGUGUUGUUUAGAUAGGCUAAAUUCAUUAAAUAACUGUAACUUUUAUAACUGUUUCUCAAUCAUUAAUUUAAACAUAAUUUGACAGAUCAUAGUAUUGAUCGGUAAGUUGGUUUCUUAGAAUAAAAUGUGUAUUGUAAUGUUUAAUUAACUAAAUAUAACAUUUCUGUAAUAUGUGUAUAAUAUCUAAGAUGAAAAUGUUUUAUUAUUUGCAACUAAAUUUGGAAAUUUGGUUUUAUCCUGUACAUGUAAGCAUUUUCUGAUAAUAUGUGCUAAAUGCAUUUUUUUAUUUAUUUACUGUCAACCCAGUAGAAGUUUUAGGUAAUAAAUAUAAACUAGGCUAAACAUUUAUUAAUCAUAAUAUAUGUCAUAAUUAUUUUCCCAUAAUGUUGUUACUUGGCACAAGUGAUAAAGUUGGAUGUAUUAUAUGUCCCUUGUUAAAAGAAUUUUUGCAAG